Neodiprion fabricii is the source of this 4071-nucleotide messenger RNA. RefSeq lists its product as uncharacterized. Gene Ontology annotation, molecular function: cysteine-type endopeptidase activity; cysteine-type deubiquitinase activity. The record is from RefSeq and is a predicted model, not a curated record. Gene Ontology annotation, cellular component: nucleus; cytosol. The transcript has 4 exons. The coding region runs from base 338 to 2818 and encodes 826 amino acids. Gene Ontology annotation, biological process: protein deubiquitination. Lineage: Eukaryota; Metazoa; Arthropoda; Insecta; Hymenoptera; Diprionidae.
CUGUUUAACCCAGUAUCCUAAUUGGGAGAUAUUUCCCGCCAAUAUUCCGGAGAGGAGUGGAUUAUUUUCGGGCGCCAAAACGCACACGCUCGUUGCUUGGUGCCGGGUGCUGUGUGUUGUGUAUUUUUCCACAAAUUUUGUCGAAGAAUGCAAGAAAACGCGAACGGUUUGUAGAUAAAUAUUCGACCGUGCACCACAAUACUUAACGUGGCAUUAUUAUCAACGAGACACUGAACAACUGGAAAACGUAAGGAAUUGGCAACACGUCCAACGUGCCACAGCAACACCCGGGUUGCAUAUUUCGGAAACGUCGGAAGCAUCUUGUAAACUGCGAAAGAUGUUGAGCGUAGCAACAGCAGCGGUUCACCGAAAUAUACGGCCAAAAGCCACUACCACGUCACCAACUUCACCCAAUAUCAUGGUUGACACCAGUUGUACCUGGAAUGCAAGAAUAACGCAAUCUGCUAAGCGGAGACGUAAUCAUCAAGGUCCUUGUAGCGCUCGAAAGAAAUUAAUUCCGAGUCCUACGGAAGAUUUAUCUUUAAAUUUAAAUCUCAAUAGUAGUGAAAUCACUUUGACACCCAUAAAGAAGACUAUAGGUAACACAGGCAUUGCUGAUCGAAAUAAUUAUCAUCAAACACCUAGCGAUAUCACACAUAAAAAUGAUAGUAACAAAACAAAUGAUGCCACUUCCAUGAGAAAGUGUAAUGACGUUUAUCUUAUCGUAGAAGUACACGAUAAUACUGCUCCAACAACAAAAAAUGGAGCAGUCAAAAGUGACCACACAGAAUCAAAAAAUUGCUCUUUGAUGCCCUUUGUGAAUUCAGAUGAGAUAAGUAUUCGACCAAUAGUUAAAAAACCGAUUCAUAGGAAAAUUCAAAAAGAUGAUGGAACUAUUUUGAGGUCUGAGUUAACGAUAAUCAAGCCUAGUUCUGGAGCAACUUCAGAGCCAGCAUCUAUGAAUGUGCUCCACACCGCAGAAAUACAGGUGCAAAGCAAGUCUACUAGUCCGAAAACUCCUGUUUCAAAAGCCACAAAGUGUACAAACCCGGCAUCUAUUAGUACUGUUGAAGCAAAUAGUAGUUUUGGGAAUGCUUUGAUUACCACAGAAAGUUUCUAUAAAAAAUCAGCUGCCCAAAGACCGACAGCAACAACACCACUUUCACUGUCAAAAAAAAAUCCAAAUCAGUCCAAAUCUAAUUCAUCCAUUGGUAUAAAGUCAAAGAUAGCAAGAGCGGUUGAAAAUUUAAAAAACUCAUCGGAAAAUUCUAUAAAUAUAUUUUCAUUAAACACAAAUGAUCAACCAAAAUCAAAAACGAGCAAACACAUUGUGAAUUCAACUCCAAAGGUUGCAGUCAUCAUAAAUCCUGUUGUGCCGAAUCUCCAGGAAAUAUGUACCGCCCACAAUAAUUUUGAUGCAUCUGCUAUUCCGGAGGAAAUGUUCAAUCCCUGGAAUGGGGAUGAUCUUGAAGAAAGUGGAUCAACCUCCCUUGGCAGCAUUAAACGGUUGGAAAUACUGAAAGUACCAGAUGACAGGUUGCUUACAGAAACUAAUUUACAAGAACCAUAUCACUUAACUGGAUUCCCAAACCCACCUGGAGAAAACAGAUGUUGGUUAAAUGCAACCUUGCAAGCAUUAUUUGCCAUGCCCCUGCUAGAUACAUUCCACCACUACAACUUGCAGGAUUGUUCAAAAUUAACAAAAUAUUUGAUCACUACCAAAGUACAUUGGAUGAAGGGUACCAGUGGAAGGGAAAAGGCAUAUCAAACUAUAAAGUUAUUAAAAGAAGAACUUGGUGUACUUGAUGAAACAUACCCCUCAGAGCGUCAACAAGAUGUAUCUGAAUUUCUCAUGAUUCUGCUAAACCAUAUUAAAUCAGACUUAGGAAAGUUGAUUUCAGCUGAAGAAGGUGUAAACGAGAUGGAAAAUGUACCGAAAAAUCAGCAAGAUUCCCAUAAAAUAUUGAAGACACCUCAAACACCUAACAAAAGACAACCGUUAGCAGAUAUUUCUGUACCACAAUAUAACGGUAUGAAAAGGAGCCACAGUCUUGGAGAUCCUAACCAAAGCCCUAAAUUUAAAAAACUAGCUUUGAGUCAUAGUGUUCAGGAUUUGCUAAGUCCGAAAUUACGUAAAUUGUCCAACCCAUCAGAUCCCUCUUACAAAGUGCACACACCACCAUUGGCACCAACAAAUGAUGAGACAAUGUUGCAUAAAAAUCCUGUUGAUGAGAACUUCCAGCUCCAUUUAAUGGAACAUUAUACUUGUAAAGGAUGUCAGAAGCAUCGCCAAAAAAAAGUAGACAACCUUAUGCUUUUUGUCGACAUUCCUUCAGACGAUAUUAUGGCACCAAUAGAUUUGCAAAGAGCCGUAGAGAAUAUUUUUGCACCAGAAGAGAGACAUUUAACCUGCGGAACAUGCAAACACGAUGUUCAUAUAAUGCGUACCACAUUUAGGCGUCAACCCAACAUUUUAACCCUACAGGUGAAUAGGUAUGGAAUGUCCAGUGAAGGAAUAUUUUCUAAAAUAAGCACUGAUGUUACAAUACCAAAGAAUUUGGAUCUUGGUGCAACAUUCUUAAAUGAUGCACCCAAAAAUUCAACUGCGUAUGAGCCAAUUUGCAUAAUAGCACAUGCCGGUGGCACCAUGGACUGCGGACACUACACCAGUUACGUCAGGCAUGGAAAUCAGUGGUAUCAUUACAACGAUAUGGAUGUAGCACCCAUGACAGAAGAAGAAGCUUUGUCUGCAGCCCAAAUGACUGCUUAUCUUGUAUUUUUUGUAAAAUCGGCAGAGCAGGACUCUGAUGAGGUAUAAGUUUAAGUUUUACAGGUCAGAUUUCAACCGGAACAAACACAAUAUUUCUCAUUCAAUGAAAGGUCCUUUUCAUACUUAUACCAGUUCCAAAAUUACAUUUGGUGAUAACUUUCUUAACCAGACAAAUUACAAAAAGCAGAUUUCAUGAUAACAGUUAUUAUCGCUAGCUGUUUGCUAGCUAUCCAGAUGUUGAAUGAUUCUCACAAUGAUACAUUGUAUUUAAUAUAUUUAAUUAUUCAUUUAAAUUUUAUUCUCGGGCAUUCCAUAUUUUUUACUGUUAGCAUAAAAAAAUAUGGAAACGUCUCUAUUUCGUUAUAAAAUAUUAACGUAUCUAAUAACUUUACCCACAAAGUGUAAUUGGAAACUAAUAAUUAAUUCAAAACUGAAAUUUACUCAGCAUUUCGGAGUGUUAUUUUGGGCAACUUUUUAAUUAUAUAAUGUACUAAUGAUGCAUAUACAUAAUUAGGAUUCAGAAAUCUUGACAUAAAGAAAAUCGCCGAUAAUAUUCUCUGAGAAUAUAAUAGAUUUUAUCAUUUGGAAAUCUAAACGUGUAGUCUUUACAGAGCAAUUACCUUAGGAAUGAUUAUACUUUAGAGUAAUCAAAUUCGAACCAAGUGUGCAACACUUCAUAUAUAAUCGUAGAAAUGAAGUGAUAAGUAUUCGCAAUAGAACGUAAAAUAUUUCAUAUUUUUAAAAGUAAUAUGGCAGUGAAAUACCCAUUUUCUUUGCCAUUUUAUCAACAUCCUAAAUGGGAUCUAUAAAAAAAUUAAAUAUCUUCCCCGUCUAUAUAAAUCCAAUAGCUCUUUACUAAUUUCUAUUAGCACUAAGUCCUGUAUUUAUUACGCGUAUUGAACCAACCACUCUCAUGUGCACUUCUUAAAAGAGAGAACAUUAUAAUUUAGUUUGCAUGUACAACUUGAAGGCAUGUGCGAAUGUCGAAAUUAAACGGUAACCUCGAGGUUGUACUUCAGUUUUUCGAUAAAAAAAUUCAAAUACACCCUUUUAUUAGUGUAAUGUUAUACGUACAUAUUUCGUAAAUUAUGUUUAAAAUAACUGUGUUUUGAAGUAUAUAUUACCUUGAACUGUAUAUAACUUUCAAGUUCGCAGUAAGCUCUUAGUGCCUUGUCCAAAGUUUUGUAUAUAUUUUAACUUUUGAUAUUGGUGAAAAUAAAAAUAAAACCGUUACCUACCUUGAUUGACGUUGUUUCAACUUAUUAUUACAUUACUUAGUAAAUAUGUUACACACCGUUCUC